CCGCGGUUGCUGUUUUCUCUUGAACAUUAUUACAUUCUACAAACAGCCACCGGGAUUGCCGCUGCCAGUGGGAUGCCGGACACAAUUAAUAGAGACAGACCAAAGCUACAUUAAUUUUUGUACUUUAUCCAAUAUAUUUUCGCUAUUAAUAGGACAGGGGUCGUCACACGCGGAGUAAGUUAGCUAGCGUUAAAAUAUAGCUUAACUGUCCUUAAACAGUUGUGUUCUCACCCAGAAAGAAAAAUGUCGGAAGAGAACAUUAGCUUGUUUGAGUUGUUGGAUUUAGCCAUCGGGACACCCCAGAGAGGAGCUGUGAACUUCAGCGCCCUACACGCCCUGCUCCACGCUGUCCUCGGGCAGCUGGAUAUUCGGGAGAUAAAGACCCCGUUUAGGGACGCACACCCUGAUGCUCUGGUGGGUUUCACCCCUCCCCAACUGGACCACGACGCAGAGGAGGAACAGCACCAGUUGGACGGGGACAUUUCCACGGGGCAGCAGGAGCGGGAAGCCUCCUCCUCCUCACCCCCGACCCCCUCCUCCGGUCCCGCGGUGACCGACCAGUGGAGGCUGCAGUCCCGCAUGCAGACCUGCGAGGACGGCAUCGCCAAGGCCAUGAAGCUCAUACAGGAGGUCCGAAGCCAAAAUCUGAAGAAUUGGAAGAAAGACAGAAAUAAAAAGAUGAAAGAAGAGACGGAGGAAGAGACGGAGGAAGAGAUGAAGGAAGAGAUAGAAGACGAGACGGAGGAUAAGACGGAGGAAGAGAUGAAGGAAGAAAUGGAAGACGAGACGGAGGAUGAGACGGAGGAAGACAUGACGGAAGAGAUCAAGAAAGAGACGAAGGAGCUUCGCCUUCAGAUGAAGAUGGUUGGUGUUCCAUCAGGGACGGCCUCAGAUAUGGAGAAGUGCUGCCGCCGUGUGGACGCUCUGGAGAAAAGUGUGAGGUCUGUGAGGAACACACUUCAGAAGUAUCCGGACCCAAAGGAGCUCAGUCAGUGUGUGACCUGGGACGACAUGAAGUCCACUCUGCUCAGCGAGAGAGAAAACCUGCAGAAGGAGCUUGUAAAUUCAGGGGUUGUUGAUCCAGCCGCAUACGGACCUUUCAACAGCCACUUUACUGCUGUAAGAACUGCGCCUUCUCAUACAAGCACGCCCUGCUCCCCCCACCCUGUCCAGGAUAUUGGCAGGACAGAAGCUCCUAGUCCUCUUUCCAUUGCUCAACAGAUUUCAACAGACAUCCUGAAGGCCACGGAGCCUCCUUCAAUGCCGUCAGCGCCACCACAGCAUCCUGCAGCAGGCCCGACAGCUGCCGGUGCGCCCCUGGCUCCGAAGGCCAGCGGCUCAGAGACGGCGGAGUCACUGACGAGCAUCGGCAAAUUUACGGAGGGGUUUGGCAAGCUAGAAGCUCGUGUUGCUGCUCUGGAAGAAGAUAAGGUGGACCAGUCACAGCUGAUGCACCUUAAAAAGCUCAUCACUAACCAUGACUCCCAGGAUGCAUUGAAUAACCUGAUGGAUCAACUGAACCAGCAGCAGAAUGAAAUAGACAGCCUGAUAAGGGACCGGGAGAAGCUGGACAUGUCAAUGAACGUAACCGGCUACGACAAAGAAAGCCCCUCAGAGGCAGCUUCAGGGAGCGAGGAGUCAGACAGCAAAGCCUCUCAUGAGCUCAGACAUCAAAUAUACUACCUCAGGAAGUCUUUGCAGAAGCUGGAGGACGACAUGAAGCAGCUAAAGGCUAGACAGGCAUCAUCUAUGGAGAGAGCAAAAGACCGACACCUACAAGAUCAGCUUGACGACCUGCGAGGCAUGUUGCAGGACAUGAUGCAGUCCUUGACCUGUCAGCUGUCCGAUGCUGGGCUGGAUGAGAGCAGGGAUAGCCAGGGCAUCGGUCAGAGUAAAGAUCAGAGAUCAGACUUGACCACCAGCACAGUGAACAUGGGCAGGAAGCUCAGCCUUCUGUUCCAGCACUAUGAGCAGCUGCAGGACACAGUGAACAGCCUUCUCCAACAGCAGACUGGAGGCAGAGCAGAGCCACUGAAGGACAUAGAGGACAUGCAGCUGGUGAACGAUGUGCAGAAGGUGAUCCUGCACCUUCAAGCAGAGUGUCAAAAGCUGCAUGAAACCACCAGAUGUCUGCACGAGGACAACAGACAGAAACAAAGCCACAUAGAGGAGCUUUACAAGACGACAGAGGAGCUGGAGGAGAAGAAGGCCGACAAGGAGAUGGUUGCGAGUGAAAUUAAAGCAGAUAAAUUUGCUCUGGAGAGCAAAGUGAGCCGUCUGCAAUUUGACUCUGUGACAGAGCAACUCAACGCCAUGUUCCACGAGCUGCUGAACAAGGUGACAGGUCAUGAGCAGGACUGGUACAAAGUGGUCAACAAACUCUCUACCGAAAUGGAGCGUAAGUUGAAUAGGAUGGAGUUGGACUCUGUGAAGGAUCAGCUGGAAAAUCGCUGGAAGAACAUCCACGAGAAGCUGCAGGCUCAGGGGGCACCAGAGCACGAAGAUGCUGCUGGUAUCAGAAAACAACUCGUGGAUAGAUUUCACUGCCUCUCUUGUGACCGACCUGUUGUCAUGCACACCCCUGGACAGCAUCUGGUGAAGCAGCCGUCCACUCCUGGAUUCCCCUCACACAAGUCCAUCAGGCCGUUUACUGUUUACGCUCUGGAGCAGUUUCGACAGCACUACAGGAGUCUGAAACCAGGGUCCAACCGCUACAACUUUGUGGUAGCUGGCAGGAGAAGGGAGCAGCUCCAGAAGAGCCAUGCUGUGAUGUGCAGACAGAUAGAGAGCAUACAGAGGAAACACUGGGACAGUACCCCCAGCUACGGCACAGCGGGCGACAGCCUGAUCCAAAACCAGCCGGGAGUCCUGCACGAGCGGAUCUCUGAAAUGACAGACUACGGUCACUUGGCUGCGUCGCGGAGCUGCGGGGGGAGUCACACGGUUACCUUGGCAGGCCAGCGACGCCCCGUCCUGCAGUUCAUGAAGCACAACCCCCAGACAGAGGUGGACGCUGUGAUUCCGUCGGAGGAGGUUGAUAUCAUUGGACUGGACGGGCAUAUUUACAAAGGUCGCCUGAAUGCAUCUACCAUCAGAAAUACAGAAACUAAACUACCUACAAUCUCUACCAAAGACGGCGUGUGCAAAACCAAAGACAAGGCAAGGUGCUCCCCGUCCCUCAAACCGGCUUCUUCUCCAGAGGUGGGACACAGCCCUCCGGUUUAUCCACCCCACAGUGCCAAGAGUGCCCAGUGCAGCCGCUCAACCUCCAGCAGCUCCGGGCGGGACUGGCCCGUGUCGGCUCUGGGCUGCACGUCUAUGCUCGGCUCUGUCUCUCCGGCCUCAGCUGCAGCGGUGAGCCUGAACUUAGAGCCUGCUUCUGAGCAGCUGCUCAACAUGUAAGGGCCACCACUCAGCUCUGCUGGUUUUCAUAUGGAAUUAACCUGCUUUAAUC
Etheostoma cragini (Arkansas darter) is the source of this 3454-nucleotide messenger RNA. RefSeq names its product glutamine-rich protein 2. The record is from RefSeq and is a predicted model, not a curated record. Lineage: Eukaryota; Metazoa; Chordata; Actinopteri; Perciformes; Percidae. The transcript has 20 exons. Bases 244 to 3402 code for a protein of 1052 amino acids.